CGGACAGCCGCAGCCACGCUGCCCAAUGUGCGAUGCCAUCUCUCCCAGCUACUCGCCGCACAGCCAGUCUCGCCUUUAAGCUCCAUGCAUCAGCCUGCCUUGCUUCAUUUUCUUUUCAGUCGAACGCAGGAGCACCUGCAGCAUGUAGCCCGGCCUUCUUCUACCUCUAGCCUUCCCCUGUCGAGCUCUUUGGUACAUGGAAUUUUCCCCCUCUGCUACACCUCCCCUGGGCUACGCACUUGUCCUCACCUCCCCGCCAUCUACCUCAACCAGCAGCCACCAUCUCCCUGUAUUUCCCAGCCGUGGAGCCCAGGAUGCCGACCAGGGACACCAGCAGCCGGCGUCCCAAGCUCGAGCAGCCGCUGCUCCUCAACGCCGGCACCCGCCAAGUUUCGUCAGCCGGUCUGCAGCUCCCCUCUGCUCGGACGCCAGUCGAGCUCCUCCCUGGCGCACCUCGCCAGCAGCAGAGAAUCUCCAAGUGCAGGCGACCAGCAUCUUUCCCCAUGGCGCCCCUGCUCCUAUCUCUAGCCCCUCCUCUCUGUUCCUUGCGCAGACGAAUUUCUUCUCCAAGGCCGACGCUUGUUUUCCCCCUACUUCAUCUCCUCCACGCUGCAAGGCAGUAGGCAAGUCCCUGCAUCCUGCUCGACCUCCGCCUCCUGUCGUCGUCCUCGUCGGCAGCAAGCCGCGCCGGACACUCUGUGCUUUGGCCGCGUCGCGUCCAGGACUCCCAUGGCUGCCUCCCUGGCGUACCUCGCGCAGCAGCCGCGACGCCAGUUCGCGUAGCCACGUGGAUCUCCUUGCGUCGCGCCCUUGGCAUGCUCGACGUAAUGCCGCAGCAAGUAGCAGCAGCGACACCCUUCGCUGCGUCGUGCUCGCCAGAACGGGCCUCACGUCGUCGAUCUGCGCAGCGUCUGCGCGUCGUCGUCGAAACCCGCGCCCUUGUCGACGUCACGCCUCGCGCAUCGCUCGUCGGCAAAGAGCCCAAACUAAUGGCAUGCAUGCGCGAUGUGAGUCGGCCAGGUUGUUCGCCUUGAAUGAUUUGUGAUUUAUUUUAUUUACGUAUUCGGUCGAUGAUGUGCCUGCAUGUGAAUAUGUGCGUGAAAAUAUAAUUGUAUGAAUGGACGCGUGUAGAGAAGAAAAUGAAGUAGAAAAGAACUCGGACGUUUUUAUAUUUUGAUAA
Messenger RNA from Zea mays, 1180 nucleotides. RefSeq lists its product as uncharacterized. NCBI's taxonomy places the organism in Eukaryota, Viridiplantae, Streptophyta, Magnoliopsida, Poales, Poaceae. Bases 197 to 1045 code for a protein of 282 amino acids. The transcript has 2 exons. The record is from RefSeq and is a predicted model, not a curated record.